Molecule: messenger RNA, 959 nt
Organism: Ceratitis capitata (Mediterranean fruit fly)
Lineage: Eukaryota; Metazoa; Arthropoda; Insecta; Diptera; Tephritidae
Gene: CHMP2B
Product: charged multivesicular body protein 2b-B
Exons: 1
Coding region: 203-835 (210 amino acids)
Biological process (GO): protein transport; late endosome to vacuole transport; endosome transport via multivesicular body sorting pathway
Cellular component (GO): ESCRT III complex; multivesicular body
Source: RefSeq, a predicted model, not a curated record
UAUUGUUGAAAAACUUCCUUAUUUUUGAAUCAUGUUAUCAACACUUCUGACCUGAAGUACUUCUGUAAAGUGACAUCUUUAGUAAAGUCAGCUGUAACUAAUUUGUUUGUUUUCAUUGUUCAUUUUUUACAUUGGAUGUUUUUGUUUGUGAAUUAGUGACUCACGCAUUUAUCUCUUUUCAAUUAAAAAGUAAAGGUGAAAAAUGUUUAAUAAUUUAUUUGGCAAAAAACCAACUGUCAAGGAACAGCAAAGGGAAAAUGAUAAGAAUUUGCGAAAGGCAACGCGCGACAUAGAACGUGAAAGGAGAAAACUAGAAGAGGAGGAGCGAAAACUGCAACUGGAAAUUAAAAAGGCUGCAGCACAAGGAAACAAUGAAGUCUGUCGUAUAUUAGCAAAACAACUUGUUGAAAUACGUAAACAAAAAUCUCGAACAUUUGCGGCAACUGGAAAAAUUACAUCGAUAGGAUAUCAAAAUAAAAAUAUGGGAACAAAUAUUGUGCUUUCAGAUGCAAUGGGAACUACUGCCAAGACAAUGGGCGAGAUAAACAAAGUCAUGCGCCCAGAAAAAAUAGCAACAAACAUUCGAGAAUUCCAAAAAGCGAAUACUCAAAUGGAAAUGACAGAUGAAAUGAUAAAUGAUACGCUGGAUGAUAUGCUAAAUGAGUCGGGCGAUGAGGAAGAAAGUGAUGCCAUUGUUAACAAAGUUUUAGAUGAGAUUGGUAUUGAAAUAUCUGGCAAAAUGGCUAGCAUCCCGGUUACUGGUUCAGGAGAUUUGGAAAGAAGUUCUCGUACCCAAAAAGACAUUGAGGAGCAGUUGGCGAAACUACGCUCAUAGUUAAUGCUAACAAAAUAUUUUUAAAAUUGAAUGUUCUUGAUGAUGUGAAAAAAUAAUAAAAUAUUAAUUUAAGUAUUGCUUUCAUCUACUUACUUCACUAAAUAAAUCAUUUCAUUUCUAAUCG